AGUUUCUGGUGCCAUUUUUCGGUCUUUUUUGGUUGUUUUUCUGACACUGUUCUGGGUCUGCCAUUAAAAAGAAUCCGAAACCGAAACAGGAUUCCAUUCGUCCAGCCGUCCAUCCGCGCGAGAACAAAACGUUUGGUUUGGGCCACUGCUCAGCUCAGUUCGUUGGGACCACUCGCACUGGUCAGAAGUGGAAGCGCUUUAAGGGUUUUCGGCAGCAACGAUGCAAGUGUUUUCGGUGCAACUUUGGCUUUUAGGUGGCUUUUUAGUGAUUUCGUCCGCACACCAUGGACAACAUCCCGAAGCAACGGUGAAGGCUAAGGGAGUGGCCGAGAAAUGGCCCAUACCACAGAGUGCCAUCGAGUUUGGCUCGUUCAUCAACCAGACAGCCUCUAACAGCACAAAGCCUUCCGGUGGCGCUCAGCUGCUUGUCCCAUUUCCCAGCGCGAACGAUCCACAGGUGCAGCAAGCUCCGUUCGCGUACAAACCCAACCGCCCGAACGUGGCUCAACAUUUGCUGAGUAACGUGCAAGGAUCGAACAUCGGCUCCAGUUCCUUCUUCGUGAUACCAUCCAGCACGACUACCGAGACAUCUGCGGACGCCGGAAUUGCGUUGAACGAUCCACUGCCGAACCCACUGCCAGGCAUUAUCAACGCUUCCCAGGCUACCGUGUCCAACACCAGCAGCGCAGUGCAGGAAAUUACCAGCCUCUGGAACACGAAUGUUCAGAACGGAUUUUUUGGCUCACCCGGCAAUCGACCCAGCAGCGAUGAGGGGUCAGCAUCCGGAUCGACUCCAGGAUCGUCUAAUCCGCUGCAAGGCAUUAUCGAUAAUUCGCAAGCGUCGCUCAACAAUGCUACCGGAGUGGCACAGGGUAUAGCUGGACAAUUUGGAGCCAAUGUCCAGAAUGGGCUGACAAACAUUUUCGGCAUCAACCUGAACCUUCCAAGCAACGAUGAACCGGUGGCACAGUCGACUGAAGCUGCCCCUACGACUCUGGCAGCCCCGACCACUGGGUCCAACAUUGUGCAGAGCCUAGCUGGACAGUUUGGAAGCAAUGUGCAGAAUGGGCUUUCAAGCAUUUUAGGCGUAAAUCUGAACCGUCCGAGCAACGAUGAAGCAGUGGAACAAUCGACCGAAGGUGCAUCCACGACGACCCAGGCUCCCGCGUCCAGUGAAACCACCGAAGCUGCCACUACUACCGCGAGUGCCGCAACGUUCACUACCUCCGGUGGAUUUUUUCCACUAGUGAGCUUCGUCAACAACACGCAGUCGCUGGUUAAUAGUUCGCAGCUGGUGCAAGCUGUCACCGGUUCGCUAUCGGCAAGCUUUCAGCAAGGCCUAGCGCCUUUAUUUUUCCCCCGGCCCGGCAGCAAAAACUCGGCGGACAUCGAUGCGGAAAUGUACAGAAACAGUGAUGGGGUAGCGGUGCCAGGCAAUACAAAAUCCACUGCGCCCCCAACGCCACCCAGCUGUCCAACGUGCCCCAGUAUGUGCUACUACCGACCGUUCCAGCGGAUCGUGGAUGCGACAGAUGUCGCGUCCAGCACAAAGUACCCGUUUAUCGCACUGCUAACGUACCUGGACAGCCCGUCCGGGCAGGGUUCGCUCAUCAACGAUCGCACCAUAGUCACCACGGCCAGUGUUAUCGAAACCAUGCCCAUCCCCAUGCAUAUACGCGCACUGCUCGGACUGUACAACCGGGCCGAUUCAAGUGAAGUAAUAAAUACACUUGAAAUAACCACCACCUACGUUCAUCCGGGAUACAAUACCGCUAAUCCCCUGGUCGACAACAUUGGACUGCUAAUACUGACAACUCCGCUCACCAGCUUCAGUCCCAUCUGUCUGCCAGCUCCGAACCCAAGCUCACCGCCCGUACCCAAGGCUACCAUCAUUGGAUGGGGUUCGCAGGUUGCCAACGGACCGCUUGCCAACAUUUUGCAGGAAGCCGAGAUUACGCUGUACGCCUCCUUAAUCUGCCAGAUGACGGAUUUGCGGGCUACGCCCAAGAACCUCUGUGGAGGCACGAUACGGUUCACAUCAAACACUGGAGCUACUUGCACGGGAGACGGUGGUGAUCCUUUGGUGGUUAUGAAAGCCACUACAUGGGAAUUGAUCGGCGUCGCGCUUGAUAUACCUGGCAUUCGAUGCGGUGAAUAUCGUACUCCGGCCAUGUUCACUAGCAUUAUACCGUACCUGGACUGGAUUACUACCUACGGACCAGGAUGCGAGUGUUACAUUCCAUAAAACACUAUCGGCCAGCCUGAUGAGUCAUCAGUGUAUUUGUGAGGAAAUUACAAUACAACCUACAGCCAUUAAGCAACAAGCGUUAAAUAUAUCAGUAAUCUUCCUUUAGAAUCAAAUAAACUAUCUCUAUAAUGAGCUUCACAUGUUAA
Anopheles stephensi (Asian malaria mosquito) is the source of this 2394-nucleotide messenger RNA. Its product is annotated as mucin-5AC-like. Gene Ontology annotation, biological process: proteolysis. Gene Ontology annotation, molecular function: serine-type endopeptidase activity. The coding region runs from base 221 to 2245 and encodes 674 amino acids. The transcript has 4 exons. Lineage: Eukaryota; Metazoa; Arthropoda; Insecta; Diptera; Culicidae. The record is from RefSeq and is a predicted model, not a curated record.